CCGGAGGGCACCAGGACCUCUCUUCCUCCUUAUGCAUGCGAGAUUGGCUAGAUGGCUAGAUGGGGCAAAGACAACCAGGACGAGACCUUCAACAGUGGAGGCGGCUGGAAUACCUUGGCAAACGAUUCAGACAGACAUGUGGAACACCGCAGAUAAUCAACGAACAACUGCUCGGCCUCGAUCAAGGACUACUAUCUAACACCGCAAUACAAUCAUCAUAGCUUUCCGGCCAAAAAUAACCACAUCAGAAAUUUCUCAGAUCUGGCAGCAUUCUACUGGGCAAAACUGACAGGCCUAUAUAGUCCAGGACAACAAGGUGUUCUUCUUUCCAAUCUGCAACAUCAUCCGACUCUUUUGCCCCUUUUCUGACGUCCCUGAGACGUCUUUAAAAGCAUUCGGCUGCUGCAGCACCUCAUCCUACCUCAAUCAUGUCCGCUUUCAUCACUGGCAAUGUCCCUGACCACAGUAAUCUUUCCAUCCCUCUGUACAACUGUUGGUCAAACGAUACCAGGCUAUCCAUGGCAUGCUGUGGUAUCGCCGCUGGAUACUAUAACGAAUCGACCAAGUAUUGCAAGGAGGCGCCUCCUAAUACAGCAUCAGCCCAGGUGUUCCAAUACCUCUCCCUCGAAUACCGGACCUGCAUCGAGACGGUGAUGCUGUUCAAUUCAACCUAUUCUUCCGCCAUGUAUGCUUGCAACCAGUCGGUCGUCUCGGAUACGUGUACAGGGGCUGCAGCACUUUCGAUCACGCGUGUAGGUUAUAGCGGCUUAGUGGUGAUUUUGCUCCUUCUGGCGUCUAUCCUCUGUGUCAUCCCAUAAUACGCGACACUGGGCCUUCUCGUUCUGGAUCUCAGGCAGCGACUCAGGUCUCAGAGACAGUUCAGAACAAAGGAUACUCGACUCUGUCGCCCGAACGUGACAUGGUGAUCUGUCCCACCUUUGGCUUGCGGCGAAUCGCCGCCCUACUUCCUGCUGGACCAGCUGUCAAAUAACGUGGGCGUGACCAUGGGUCGACUGUGGGGUGCAGCAGCCUAUAUCCGCUGGAUUCUCGCCGGAGGGCAAAGACACUCACGACGGUCCACAAUCACUGGAACCCCGGCAGCCAACAGAGGUGCCGCCACAGGAUCCUAUACAGCCGAUGCAGAUCUCGUCACGUGACUCCCCCCCCCCCCCCC
Molecule: messenger RNA, 1174 nt
Organism: Kockovaella imperatae
Lineage: Eukaryota; Fungi; Basidiomycota; Tremellomycetes; Tremellales; Cuniculitremaceae
Exons: 2
Coding region: 429-818 (129 amino acids)
Source: RefSeq, a predicted model, not a curated record